AUGGGUGUAUUGAAUGCUCUUCGAAGGGGCCUUGUGAGAGGAGCUGAUCGUAUGGCUGAAUUCACCAGCAAGCGUGGCUCAAGGACUCACUACAAAGGCAGAGGGGCACAGCCAACAGGAGUACUGACCUCCAGCAGAAAAUUUGUUCCAGUACAGGCAAUGAUUCCUCAGUUUGUGGUGCCAAACUUGGAGGGAUUCAAACUCAAGCCCUACGUGUCGUACCGCACCCCUGCUGGAACGGAGCCCGCUGUCACCCCUGAGGGUCUGUUCUCUGAGACUGUGGCCCCACAGAUCCAGAAAGACUUUGAGGAAGGCUCCUUUGAUAAGGAACAGCUGGAGAAAUACGGGUUUGAACCCACACAGGAAGGAAAGUUAUUCAAACUCUACCCCAAGAACUUUAUACGAUAAGUAGUCCAUCUGGAACUCUGAGCGUUAAGGAUCAUUGACUUAUUUAGUUUGUGUUGGGAGGUCAGGAGGUUGUUUUACUGGACCCUGGUGUAUUAUGAAUGUGCUUGCUGAAAGUACUAGUAUAUGCACUUCUUAUUUAAACAUGUAUAUUAUGUUUUGGUCUUAAUUUUUUUUAGACCUCUAUGCAUGUUGGCUACAGGUUAUUCGAAUGUAGUCGAGGUUUGCACUAAGCAAAAUCAUUGCUCAGUGCAAAAUGCUUACUUACGAGCCCUUAACCAACAAUGCCGUUUUUAAAAAUCCAGAUAAGAAAUAACAAUAAGUAAUUCAAGAGCAGUGGUAAAAUAACUAUAGUGAGACUAUAUACAGGGGGGUACCAGUACAUAGUCAAUGUGUGGGGCACUGGGUUAGUUGAGGUAAUAUGUACAUGUAGUUAGAGUUAUUAAAGUAACUAUGCAUACAUAACAACAGAGAGUAGCAGCACUGUAAAAGGAGCCAUUUGAUUAGAUGUUCAGGAGUCUUAUGGCUUGGGGCUAUAAGCUGUUUAGAAGCCUCUUUGACCUAGGCUUGGCACUUUAGUACCGCUUGCCGUAUGGUAGCAGAGAGAACUGUCUGACGAGGGUGGCUAGAGUCGUUGGCAAUUUUUGGGGCUUCUUCUAACACCGCCUGGUAUAGAGUUCCUGGAUGGCAGGAAGCUUGGUCCCAGUGAUGUACUGGGCCGUUUGCACUACCCUCUGUAUUGCUUUGCGGUCGGAGGCCGAGCAAUUGCCAUACCAGGCAGUGAUGCAACAAGUCAGGAUGCUCUCGAUGGUGCAGCUGUAGAACCUUUUGAGGAUCUGAGGAUCCAUGGCAAAUUUUUCAGUGUAUAUAUACAAAUAAAUAAAUGUAACAUGUAAAGUGGCCUGCGUUUUAUUCUCUUAAAUACAAGAUCCCAGAAAUGUU
Messenger RNA from Oncorhynchus gorbuscha (pink salmon), 1347 nucleotides. It is a transcript of the gene mrpl41, whose product is annotated as mitochondrial ribosomal protein L41. Gene Ontology annotation, cellular component: mitochondrial large ribosomal subunit. Gene Ontology annotation, molecular function: structural constituent of ribosome. The transcript has a single exon. Gene Ontology annotation, biological process: translation. Bases 1 to 408 code for a protein of 135 amino acids. NCBI's taxonomy places the organism in Eukaryota, Metazoa, Chordata, Actinopteri, Salmoniformes, Salmonidae. The record is from RefSeq and is a predicted model, not a curated record.